AUGAUUCUCAUGGACAUCGAGAAACAGCACCCCGCUUCCAAGGAGCAAGACAAGCUCGCGGAUCCUCGACGGCCCCCCCAACCAAAGUGUAGUCAUCGCCGUCGUCUGCAGAAAGUCGUUCUCCACGGCACCGCCUUUCUUCUCCUCUUGGUCCUCGUCCGCCAUCUGACAAACCGCAACCUCCUCGUGGACGGACCUCGACCAUGGUCAUCUUCAUCGUCUAACAAGCCGAAAUUCCCUCUUCCCCAUCGUGGACUGACCAUCAAGGAGCGCGAGGAUCUCUUCCUCUCCAUCCCUAACCCGGAGAGCGCAGUUGAGGCAUCUCGCGCGUAUGCAACUCACCCCCAUCUUGCAGGCAGUUCAGAGGACAACCUGGACGCCAAAGUCAUCCUUCACUUGCUUCAAGACGAGCUAGGCAUCCGGAAACCUGACGAAUUACCCAUUUACGACGCUGGUUCACCACACUCUCGAAACGCAACGCUCCUUCUCACAACUCCUAGUGCUCCAUCCCACCCUACCGCAUGGAUCGACACUUACUACCCCGUCUUGAACACUGGUCUGGACCAGGCCGUUGAAAUACUGGAUGAUGACGGCACCGCUCUGUGGACAGCAGAUCUGGUAGAGGAUGGAGACCCUCGGGAUCCUGAUGCCCACAAGUACAGAGACGCCGUUCCCGCCUGGCAUGGUCUGAGCCGCGAUGGCGAAGUUACGGGCCAACUGGUCUAUGCGAACUACGGCAGGAAAGAAGAUUACGACGAGCUUGUUGCUCAAGGAGCCAAUUUGACGGACAAGAUUGUUAUUGCACGCUAUGGAGCAAAUUUUCGUGGACUGAAGAUCAAAGGUGCACAGGAGCUUGGUGCUGCGGGAGUUCUCAUCUAUUCAGACCCACGCGACGAUGGGUUCGUCACCGUCAAGAAUGACUAUCCGCCAUACCCCGCCGGUCCGGCUCGCAAUCCGUCGUCCGUGCAGCGCGGAAGCGUCCAGUUCUUGUCAUUGUACCCAGGCGACCCAAGCACUCCAGGUUAUCCUGCCUACCUGGACGCUGAACGAACUGAGGGCUCAAACAUCCCAAACAUUCCCAGUCUGCCGAUCUCAUGGCAAAAUGCGCAGAGGCUUCUCGAAGAAAUCGGAGAGAUCGACGCUCAUAAGGACGGAAAGAAGGUCUUGAGCGGGAAAGCCAGUGAGAAGAACGUGCGGCUGGUCAACCACGUCGACACGAAGGUCGCACCUAUAUGGAACGCAAUGGCGUCUAUUCCUGGCCAUAUCAAGAACGAAGUUGUGUUGAUAGGAUGCCAUCGCGAUGCCUGGGUACUGGGAGCUGCUGACCCCACGAGCGGCACCGUAUCUCUCCACGAGAUUAUCCGUGGCUUUGGUGCUUUGUUGAAGAAAAGGUGGAAACCUCUACGAACAAUUGUCAUCGCCAGCUGGGAUGCCGAAGAGUAUGGUCUUGUGGGUAGUACAGAAUGGGGUGAAGAUUUCGCACCUUGGAUCUCCGAACAUGUUGUCGCCUACCUCAAUGUCGAUGUGUCGGUGGCUGGGUCUCGCUGGGACGUUGGAGCAUCCCCCUCUCUCGCUCACAUCAUUCAACAAACGGCUCUUGAUGUCCCACACCCCACAGUCGAAGGCAAGACGCUCUGGGACGCUCUUGAUGACGAAGGCCCUCUGAAAGGCCUCCAGGGUGUGAACACCAGCAACGUCGAUUCUGAUUUUUUGGAGAUGUAUGCCAAUGAAGUGGCGGAGCUCAAGGCGUCGAAUACGAGGCGUCUUGGAGUUGCAAGCACUGAUCAGGGCUUUGGCUUUACGCCGAGUGAUCCGGUGUAUCACUAUCAUUCCAUUUACGAUACGCAGGCAUGGCAGGAACGUUAUGCGGAUCGCGGGUUCCAUCGUCAUGUUGCUGUUGCGAGGCAUUUGGGACUGCUGGCUCUUCGUCUCAUUGACUCGGUCAUCCUUCCUCUAAAUACCACGCAGUAUGCACUCGAGCUGGACGACUACCUCGACAAGGUUCAGAGCCUGGUGCCGUCACUCGACGAGAAGGCCAAGGAGGUGGAGUUCUCCUCGCUAAGGAAUGCAAUCAGGGACGUCCAAGAAGCUAGCAUCCUUCUGGACGUCGAGAAAAAGGAUGCAGAGGAAGACUUCCUGAGACUCCUCAAGAGGAUGCCUUUCCCAGGACGACGACUCAGGGCGAAGUGCAACAAACGACGUGCAGGAUUCCGCCGGCGGAUUGCAGAUUGGAUUAAAGGUAUCUUCGGCGUACCUCCUCCCACCAACGCUGAGCUGCGAUAUCUGAGCUUGCGAAGUGCUGGGUCAUGGGAAGAGUACCUCGAAUAUGUGGUUGACCUCGACAGACAGUUCGGGAAUCUAGAGGGUUCUAGUGACGAGGAAAAGAUCGACAACCUGCCCUUGCCUUUCCCCAUCCGCCGAUUCAUAAAGGCUGCCAAACGUGUUUCGGCUGCGAACAAGAAGCUCAUCGCAUUUGAACGUGGGUUCAUCUCGCAGGAUGGAAUUUAUCAAAGAGAAUGGUACAAGCAUCUGGGUGUGGCUCCUGGCAAGUGGCUUGGCUAUGGAGCUACCACCUUCCCCGGUCUCACAGAAGCCAUCGUUUACGAGAAGGAUCUCGUCCUUAUUCGUCAUGAGGCCCAGCGCCUCGAAACUCUACUCAGUGAUCUUGCUGCAAUCUGUAACAUCCAUAUUAUGACUGAUCUCAUCAUCGAGCUAUCUCGCCAGAAUACACACGAUUUCUAA
Messenger RNA from Cyclocybe aegerita, 2742 nucleotides. The record is from the annotation of a GenBank genome assembly. Lineage: Eukaryota; Fungi; Basidiomycota; Agaricomycetes; Agaricales; Hemipholiotaceae.